UCGGGUUUACGGGACUUUGGUUACCUAAAAUGGGGUUCGUUCGAUGUUGUCCUGCACACUGAUUUCGUGAAUUUUGUGAAUAAAGUAAACUAUGGAAAGAAGCUCCUAAAAAAGUGGAUAAAGACGUGGUUUGAACACGGGAGCUGGAAUAGAAGAGAGAAAAUAAAGGUUAAUUCCGGCUGCCCCAUCUGUGUGCCAGAAGUACGCAGAGCGAGAGGGAGUUUAUUGGAAAUUCUCGAACCCCCAGCGGGACGGUCUCGCUUUCAGCCACCGAGCUUCCAAAAGUCCCAAAGCCUUGGUAUCAAGUCAACAAACUGAUGCAGACUUCUUCAACUUUUCAAAAAAGGGCGUAAAGGCUGCUGGCUGUCCUGUCCUGCCUUGUCACCGAGCAGAGCAAACCGCUGAGCAGAGGACAGAGCCCCGAUGCCAGUGGACAUGCAGCCACAUCAGGGGCUGUAUCAUUAUGACUCUACACCCAACCAGCCUCCCAGAGGCCUUGCUCCAUCAGGAAGGUCACCCUACAGUGAUGUGUCAUCGCUCCGCGCUCCACUCCACAACGGCCAGCCUCUGGACUGCAGGAACAUGUACAACCCUAUGACCCCUAACCCCAUGACCCCUAACCCCAGGACCAACCCUAACUCUGGGGUCAACCCCAUGGACCAGUACAUGCGCCCCCCUCUGGCGCCCCCACUGCACAGCAUGAUGGGACACCGCGGUUUGAAUCAGUCCUCCGAUGGUGGUAAUAGCUCCACCUACUGUCAGAACAACCUCAUGUCAUCCCACUAUGGCUUCCCCCAUGGCCACGGAUCAGACCAUAUGGGAGGCGGCUCGCGGUUCUCCACGCCUCGCUCCAUGCUGAAGCUGAGUAAGAAGCGUGCUCUGUCCAUCUCUCCUCUGUCGGACGCCAGCAUGGACCUCCACACGGUCAUCAGGACUUCUCCUAACUCCCUGGUAGCAUUUGUCAACUCACGCUGUGGACCCAAUGGAGGCUCCUCCUACGGACAUCUGUCUGUUGGUGCCAUGAGUCCAUCUAUGGGUUACUCCAACUCAAUGAACUACCAGUCCAGACAACAGGUCUCUAUGUACGGUGGACACACCCCAGAACCCUGCCACGCCCCUCCCACCAGAAUACCCCCACACAACCACCGACUCCACGCACCCAAACAUGGACACCUGAAGACAGAGCCAGGGCUGGGCAGUGUGAUGGAUGGGAUCAAUAUUAAGAGUCUGGAGGAGAGGUCCGAGGGAGACGUGGCUAGCCCUUCCUCCACUGGCACACAGGAUCCUCUGAUGGGUCUGCUGGAGGGUCGGGAAGAUCUGGAUAGGGAGGAGAAACCGGAGCCAGAGGCCAUCUACGAGACCAACUGCCACUGGGAGAGCUGCAGCAAGGAAUUUGACACGCAGGAGCAGCUAGUGCACCACAUCAACAAUGAGCACAUCCACGGAGAGAAGAAGGAGUUUGUGUGCCACUGGCAGGAGUGUUCCAGGGAGCAGAGACCAUUCAAAGCCCAGUACAUGCUGGUGGUUCACAUGCGCAGGCACACAGGAGAGAAACCACAUAAGUGUACUUUUGAGGGUUGUAAUAAGGCCUACUCUCGCCUGGAGAACCUGAAGACCCAUCUGAGGUCUCAUACGGGGGAGAAACCAUACGUCUGUGAACACGAGGGCUGCAACAAAGCCUUCUCCAACGCCUCAGACAGAGCCAAGCACCAGAACCGCACACACUCCAACGAGAAGCCCUACGUGUGUAAGAUCCCUGGGUGUACUAAGCGCUACACAGACCCCAGCUCUCUGCGGAAGCACGUUAAGACAGUCCACGGCCCUGAGGCUCACAUCACUAAGAAGCAUAGAGGAGACACUGGGCCGCGGCAGCCAGGCUCAUCACUGACCCCCGGUGGACAGUGUGGUGAACUGCUGCUGGAGAAAGAGGAGGCUGGACACAGGGAGGACUGCAAACUGCUGGCACCUGAGAGCACUCUGAAGUCUCAGCACAGCCCGGGUGGCCAGUCUUCCUGCAGUAGCGAGCGUUCUCCACUGGGGAGCGCCAACAACAACGACAGCGGUGUGGAGAUGAACCUGAAUGCAGCGGGCAGUCUGGAGGACCUGACCGCUCUGGAGGACGGAGGGGCAGGAGGAGGCAGCGAGGCGGGGGGGUCAGGGGCAGGCACAGCAGGGAUGGGGGGCAUGUCGGCACAGGCCCUGAAGAGACUAGAGAACCUGAAGAUAGAGAAGCUGAAACAGAUCAGACGGCCCACUCCGCCCGGACGCUGUGGAGGGGGGAACAAGCUGCCUGCACUCACAGGUGGUCCAGGGGAGAUGAUCGGAGGGAUGUGUUCUCCCUCGCCCCUCCUCUCCAACCGCCGAGUCAUGGAACUGUCCAAUCACGAGCUGGGGGGUGGAACCUCUGGCAUGGUCUGUCCUAUCAGUGACCGGAGGGGGAGUGGCACCAGCAGCCUGAGCUCAGCCUACACAGUGAGCCGUCGUUCUUCCAUGGUUUCCCCCUACCUCUCCAGCCGGCGCUCCAGCGAGGUCUCCCAGCUAGGAGGAGGGGGAGCAGGGUUCCUGGGUCCUGACCAGGGAGGAGGUGACACCCUCCCCCCUGAGACCAGCUGCAGAGGAGGGCCCUGUCAUGGUGUUGGAGGGGGAGGAGGAGGGUUGCCAGAAAUGUCUAGUCUAACACCAGCCCAGCAGUACAGCCUGAAGGCUAAGUAUGCAGCAGCCACUGGCGGCCCACCCCCCACCCCGCUGCCCAGCAUGGAGCAGGGAUCAGGGACACAGAGGAGGAGAGGGGGCUUCCUCAGCGAGUACCAGGGUCAGCCGCUGCCAGCGUUCCUGCAGUAUGGCGGUCCCAGGAGACACAGUGCCAACACAGGAGAGUAUGGCACUGGGGUCAUCUACCCCCACCAAGCCCCAGGGAAUGCCACCCGGCGCUCCAGUGACCCCGUCCGCUCCACUGGCAACCCCCAUGCCCUUCCCAAGGUGCAACGUUUCAACAGCCUGAACAACCUGGCCAUGAUGGGCCGGAGGAACGCCCUGCAGCAUUGUGGGUCAGACGCCAACAUCACUCGCCAUAUGUUAUCCCCGCGGCCACCCAGCAUCACCGAGAACGUCAUGAUGGAGGCCAUGGCCAUGGACGCCCAUGGUGGAACCAUGGAUGCCAGGGACCAUGGCAUGAUGCUUCCCCCAGGAGAGAGAGGCUUCCUGGGCUACCAGAGUCACCACAUGGGGGGUCCCUCCAGCCAGUUAUCACCCAGCCACGACAGCCUGGGCUGCCCAGAGCAGGGCUACCAGGGAGAGACACAGAUGGCCAUGCAGGGUGGCCACUACCAGGGUACUACCAGGGGACCAGGCCAGGCCCAGAUAGGAAAAGGGGGACCCAUCCACCCAGACGGGAUGUCCAACACCUUGCUACAGCAGGCUGAGUACAGCAUGAGUACCUGCCAGCUCAGCCCCUCUGAACCACACUACCCCAGCCUGGGCCAGGGAGGGCCCGAUGGAGGUGCAGGGCCCUGGGAGGAGAGCAGCCAGGUCCAGACCCCUCAUGGAGCUCUCCAGACAGGGAUGCAGUACCAGGACCAGGGCUCUAUGAGUCUGUACACCCAAGGCCCAGAUGGAGGCCACCAGAAACUGAACAUCAAACCAGAGCAGCAGCAGUAUCAUCCAGCCCUUUCCAACCCAGACGCCUGCCAGAAGCAGCUCCACCAACACCAACAACAGCAGAGGCCCCACCCAGGGCAGACACCCAUGCCCAUGGGACCUAUGUCCCCCCAGAGUUACCCCCAGCAGGGACAACCUGGCCAGGGCAUGAUGAGGACCACCAACCCCUCCUGUGACUUCCAUGGUGGAGGUAUGGAGAACCAGAACCAGGCCUCCAUGCAGCAGCAAAGCGGGGGCCUCAGCCUGGGGUCGGCCGGUCUGGGGCCUGGGGGCCGCUCUCAGACACCAAUGAUGCAGGUGAAGGAGAUGAUGGUGAGGAACUAUGUGCAGUCCCAGCAGGCUCUGCUGUGGGGUCAGGAGCAGGACCAGAGGGGGAUAGGAGCGGAGGGAAAACCCCUUCCUCUGUCAGACAGCAUGGACAUGACAGGACAACAGGUGGCCAUGAUGCAGCAGCGUAGUCCCCAUCCCCAGCAACACCAGCCCCAGCAACACCAGCCCCAGCAACACCAGCCCCAGCAACAACACCAACCAACCCUCUACCCCAACCCAGACUCCAGCUACCCAGGCUAUUCCACCAACCAGAACCUGAUGAUCCCCCCAGCCCACAGCCGAGGAGGCCCCAGCUCCGGCUCCUCCAUCCCCCCUAACGAUGUCCACAUGAUGAGCCUGCAUGGAGGGCCAGGGUCCUGCUACAGCCAGGACAUGGGAGUCCCUGUGGUCCCUAGACCACCCCAGGGCCGGAAGCCUCUCAGCAGGCAGAAUAGUCUCCAGUCCCAGCCAGGAGGAGGGUACCUGGGCAGUCCUCCCCACCACAGCCCAGUACCCUCUACCUCCAGCCCAAGGAGAGCAGUCCGACUGCCCCCUGUCCAGGACCCUCAGACCCCCCACCAACCCCAUCAGGAGAUCUUCUCUCCCUCCAACAACAAUAACAACAUGUAUUACUCGGGCCAGAUCCACAUGCAGUACCCUAACAUGGACAAGCAGCAGAUCCAAAUCCAGCGGAUCACCCAUCCUCACCAGGACCCAACCCAGACCGGGCCCUGCCUCAACCAGCACCAGGUGCACCUGGUAACCCACAUGGACCAUCAGGGGAACAAGUCUGCCCAGCUGGGCUACCCCCAUGAGUCCACCCCCAUCUCCAAUGCUCUGGAAAACCUGGAUCUGGAUAAUGCCCAGAUAGACUUUACCUCCAUCAUUGAUGACCCUGACCCCUCGUCCUUCAGCCCCGUCAACCCACCUCUCCAUGGGGGUUCAUCCCAGACCUCGUCCCGCCUCACCACCCCCCAGACCUCCACCACCCUGCCCUCCUCUGGGCUCCCCAACAUGGCUGUAGGGGACAUGACCUCCAUGCUCACCUCUCUGGCUGGUGAGAGCAAGUACCUGAAUACUCUGUCUUAGAACCUGAACACAAUGUUCAAGAACAAGUACAGAACCCGAACACACUCAUAAAGUUGACUAGAGGGGCUCAGCCCUCUGUCUGAAGAGACUAAGUAACUGAAGACACUGUCGUAGUACAAGUACCUAGACUGUCCUAGAGUGGACCCUAGGGGCGCAGCUCGGUGGUUUUAGUGUUAGCUUACCUCAUAACAUAAAGUUACAGGAAAUGACUGUGUAGAGUAUAGGUACUGAAGAUAUUUCCCCAUUCUCUUGGCCUCACUUUUCUGUCCCUGGCCAGGAUGGACAGAUAUUCAGUAGCUACUGCUUAGAGGACUUUAAGCCAAACCAAAGGCACCUACUGAUCUUGAUCACUGUGUUCUCUUGUCUCAUGAGAAGAUAAUGGACUUUGGAGUUGCUUGGUACAAAACUGUUGCUUGGUACAAAACUGUUGCUUGGUAAAUAACUGUUGCUUGGUACAAAACUGUUGCUUGGUACAAAACUGUUGCAUGGAACAAAACUGUUGCUUGGUGCAAAACCGUUGCUUGAAACAAAACUGUUGCUUGGUACAAAACUGUUGCUUGACGCAGAACUGUUUGCCUGAAAUGACUGUCAUCACCAUAGCGACGUCAACGCCAUAAUGACGUGUUCACCGUAAUGACAUCAUCACCAUAAUGACGGUCAUUUCAAUCACAGGUUCUUUAGGGCAACAGUUGGACAGAGAGGGUACCACGAUGUAAAUAAGUUAUCCAUUUAUAUGCUGUGUAUAUGACAAUGUUGACAGUGACGGAACUCUAAUGUCUGUCUCGUGGACUGCUUAUGGAAUUCCGAGGUCUAACCCUUCCGUAAUGAGAACUGAGGAAAACAUAGCUCUUCCGAGGAAGAAUGUAAAAAAAAAAAAGUGCAUGAAAAAAAUGACUGAUAGACACCUGAAUGCUUUGAAGAUUCAUCUAUAUUCCCAGGGACACACUCCUGUCAGGGACAUACGCAACAUUGUGAUGACACACACACAUAAUGAUGACACACGCACGUAGUGAUGACACACACACACUCACAUCAUAAUGAUAACAUAUCAUAUCAGUAUUCACGCAGAGGCCAUUUUGGCAUGAAUCUGCUUCCAUACUCUGAAUCUGUUGUACGGUAAAGAGGCCAUGUUUUCAGACAGAGAGUUUGUUUACACUAGUUACGUGUUUACUGUAGCUAAUUGUUCUUAAAGCAGCUCACUCUUUUACAAUUAUAGGAGUUAUUGGGGAAGAAUAUCAAAAGUGCCUUUGUCUAAACGUAUAUAUGGGGCAUGAGAGGUACAGAGAAUAAAGGAGAGAGGGGGAUAGAGGGAGUACAGUCUCACAGGACCGAACUCCAUAACCUGCUGUACUUACUGUUGUUUACAGGGUCUUAACGAUGCCUUCACUUACCCUGAACAUCUUCAACAGGGUUUUAUAAAGAAUUGGGUGUACUGCGUUGAGGUACUGUAUCUGAGGUACUUUAACGUGUACGGGACCUCUGAGCUGCAGGAAGUGUGGCCUUCUGACGAUAGAAAUAGAAUCAGUCCACCCAAUAUGCCAUCAUUGACUAUAAUGGUAGGAACGUUCCAUAGAUACUAUUUCUAUGCAUCUGUAGCCAUGACCAGUAGAGCUGAUAUCACAUGACGUGACUUCAUACUGUGGCAUUGCACUGACUGCAGCGCUGCAUGGAUGAGGACAGACGGUUCUCUCUCCUCAGGCUUUGUGACACACAGACAGUCCAAGAGGCCAGCACAUACAGGAAGCCUAUGUGGCUUUGAUUUCACGUAAACGUCACCUUGGAGGAUAAUGAAAAGUAUCUUACAGUAGUAUCUAUCUGUUUGAAUUGUAAUUCUAGAUCACGUUUACACACAUUUACAGUAGAUCCUAUGAGGCUGUAUUUCAUUUCAGUAUUGGUGCCUUUUUAAUCCUGCUUGGUCACGACUAGUACUGUUCUCUAGUUCUUAAUACAACAGAGUUAGUCGUCAUGGAAACUCCUGGUCCUAUCCAUGACUAACCAUUGACAUUUGAUCUAGUUUGGAAAACUGUAUACAGACUACCGGCCAACCAAAGACGAUUUGAACUAACAAUAUUCAAGGAAUAAAAAGAAAAGAUGCAGAAAUAAAUGUUACACAAUACUAAUAAUCACAGUCACAGCGAUGAAGAUGUGAAUGGUUUGAUAGUAGUGUUACUUAGAAUGUAUCAUUUAAAAAAAAAAAAAAAGUAACAGGUUCUCUUUUUGUUUUUAUAACAACUUUAUCGUGGAUAUUUUUGUCUUUCUUUGUGUUGUGUGUUUUGAUACCUGUCUGUCACCAUUCAAUCAAACGUUUUGCUGGCAAAAUAAUAUUGUGUUAAGCAAUAAUGGCUAUAAUAGUAGUGUUUACUAUAUACACGCCAGCCGAGUGAUAUAUUUUAUACAAAUGUACUAUAUUUUACCAGUUAAGAAAUAAACAUGUUCAGCUUGA
This is a messenger RNA of Coregonus clupeaformis (lake whitefish), 7498 nucleotides long. RefSeq names its product zinc finger protein GLI1-like. Gene Ontology annotation, cellular component: nucleus. Gene Ontology annotation, molecular function: DNA-binding transcription factor activity, RNA polymerase II-specific; RNA polymerase II cis-regulatory region sequence-specific DNA binding. The record is from RefSeq and is a predicted model, not a curated record. Lineage: Eukaryota; Metazoa; Chordata; Actinopteri; Salmoniformes; Salmonidae. Gene Ontology annotation, biological process: smoothened signaling pathway; regulation of transcription by RNA polymerase II. Bases 424 to 5055 code for a protein of 1543 amino acids. The transcript is spliced from 17 exons.